This is a messenger RNA of Aspergillus terreus NIH2624, 1413 nucleotides long. RefSeq names its product putative MFS transporter. Lineage: Eukaryota; Fungi; Ascomycota; Eurotiomycetes; Eurotiales; Aspergillaceae. The transcript is spliced from 3 exons. Gene Ontology annotation, molecular function: transmembrane transporter activity. Gene Ontology annotation, biological process: transmembrane transport. The coding region runs from base 1 to 1413 and encodes 470 amino acids. The record is from RefSeq and is a predicted model, not a curated record.
AUGGCCGGAUCGGGCCUGUCGGUGGCGACUCCGAAUUUGAUGCAUGAAUAUCACAAGUCCCAAUCUGCUGCGACGCAGCUGCUCAUUUUUAACUUCUUGUUCCUGAGUAUCGGGAAUACCUUCUGGGUUCCUCUUGCCCACAAACUCGGCAAACGCGCCUCGCUUCUCCUCUCUAUGAUACUUCAGGCCGGUACCUUAGUGUGGUGUGCAACACCAACCAGCUAUCCUAGCCUGCUAGCGGCCAGGUGCCUACAAGGAUUUGCCGGGGCCGCGGGUGAGAGUAUCGUGCCUGAACUUGUCUCGGAUGUCUUCUUCCUUCAUCAGCGAGCCGCAAUGAUGUCCAUCUAUGUGAUUCUAAUCUCAAGCGGUACGGCCAUCGGCCCCCUCAUCAACAGUCUGAUGGUACAAUAUCUGCCGAGCACCUGGCGGGCCUUCAUGUGGCUCUGCUGUGCACUGGCGGUGGCCGACGUCGGGUUGAUAUUUUUCUUGUGUCCUGAGUCCAACUUCCGGCGUCCGGAGUGGGAUGUGACCGCUCCUAUCAGACUCCCGGCGACGCCUGACGGGACAGAGGAAACGGCAGGCCUCGUGGAGAUGUUCAUGGAAGAUCCGCCCCCAGCAGGGGAGUAUUUCGUGCACCAGCCCGCUCUCAUCGACAUCAUCGUGCCGAUCUGCAUCGACCACGAGCUCAACUUCUUUUCGGCUAUGGUAGCCCCCCUCCGCCUGCUGAUACGCCCAGCCGUGAUCUGGGUAAUCCUCCUCUACGGGUGCGCCCUCAGCCCGCAGAUCAUCCUCAUGUCCGUGUCCCACUCGCUAGCUUGCUUGCUUUCCCUGUUCAUGGCUGACCUAUCGAGCAGCUUCAACAUGUCCCCUCUCCUAGAAGCGCCACCGUAUCACUUCUCCUCCGUCUCUGUGGGACUGGUGCAGAUCGCUGCGCUGAUCGGGUUUCUUCUGGCCUGUUGCGGCAGCGGAAUGCUCUCGGAUAUCAUCACCACUCGGAUUGGUCGUCGACGGGGCCUAGGGCCGGUUCGCGCCGAGGAUCGCCUGGUCAGCCUGAUCCCCGGUAUGGCUGUGGGUCCCGCAGGCUGCGUGCUGUUGGCCUUUGCCUGCCAGAAUCGGAUGCACUGGACAGCCAUUGCCACGGGGUUUGGGAUGGUCUCGUUCGGGUCGCUGUAUACGCCCAACAUCGGCAUCACCUACUUGACACAAAGACAUCAACAGGAUGCGGCGCAGUGCCUGGUACUGGUCAACGUAGUGAAGAACCUGGUGGCGUUUUUGUUCCUUUACGAAGCUGUGGAGUGGGUGCAGAGCCAGGGCUAUUUGGAGGUGUAUAUGGUGAUGGCUGCGCUGGGCGUGGUCACCGUCGGCGCAGCGCUGCCACUUUAUCUCUGCGACGCCAAGCGGCAUGUGGAGUGA